Messenger RNA from Penaeus vannamei (Pacific white shrimp), 1417 nucleotides. NCBI's taxonomy places the organism in Eukaryota, Metazoa, Arthropoda, Malacostraca, Decapoda, Penaeidae. The record is from RefSeq and is a predicted model, not a curated record.
CACCCCAAGAAGGAGAUCUCGCCCCAAGCUCCGUCUCAGGCCCAAGUUCAGACCCGGCCCCUUCACCACCGAACCUACUACCACAACCACAACUACGACCACAACAACAACCAGUACUCCAGCUCCCCUUCUGGAAGUUGAAGAGCCUACAACCAUAAGCACAAUGACAGAAGACAUUGAGACUACCCCAACAGCUGUAGCUCCUCCUCCUCCUCCUCCCCCACCUCCUUCCGUUGAGGAAGAGGUCAUGACAACCAUUGCUCCACUGCCAGUGCUCAUUGAAGCCAGGACAACCGAACCUCCACCACCUCCCACUCCUGAAACCACAACUACUACCACUACUACGACUACAUCUACGACCACAACCACAACCACAACCACAACACCACCUCCCCCACCCCCUCCCCCAGUCACAGAAGCUCAGGAACCCUCCCCCAUCCCAGAAGAUUUAGCUGUCACUGAGAGCUUACGGCAAACAAGGAGAGGGUCUUCAAGAUACAAGGCACCACAGCCUCCUUCCCAUCCAAUUGUUGAAACCACUACAGCAUCAGCCGUUAACAUAUUUGCUCCACCACUGUCAGAAUCGGGACAGACAAGCAGUUCCCCUCACUCUGAUUCUGCCGACAAUGCCUCUGUGGGAGGACCAAAUACUGAGACAACAGAAAGACCUCUUACAGCAAUGGAAAUCUGGCAGUUGGCCAUUGAUAAGGAGCUGGAAGCCAGGGCAAGAGAGGAAGAAGCUCGGGCAGAAGAACUCAAGCGGAGGGAACUUGAACUCCAGGCAAGAGCAAGAGAAGAAGAGGCACGCGCAGAGGAACUGAAGCGCAGGGAGUUGGAGCUGCAGGCAAGAGAGAGAGAAGAGGUGGCAAGGGCUGAGGAGCUGAAGCGAAGAGAGUUAGAGCUCCAAACCAGGACUAGGGAAGAGGUGGCCCGUGAGGAGGAGCUCAAGCGGAGGGUAUUAGAGCUUCAGGCCCGAGCAAGGGAAGAGGAGCGCCGGGAAGAGGACUUGAAGCAGAGGAAACUUGAACUCCACACCAGGGCUUUGGAAGAAGUAGCACGUGAAGAGGAAUUGAAACGGAGGGAGCUGGAACUCCACACCAGAGCUUUAGAGGAAGUGGCACGUGAAGAGGAAACGAAGAGGAGGGAGCUUGAACUUCUGGCCAGAGAAGAUGUAUCACCACAUGAAGAAGUAGCGACAGAAACAGAAAAUGACGAAGUAUCCCCUGUGCACGAACAGGUGCAGACGACAGAAGAGCCUAUUAAUGAAAAUGACCGUGUGCAGAGAGCAAGGAACAGGGCAAGCAAUUUCAGAAGACGUGGAAGAUUUGGAGGAAGAGCUUAUGAGGAAAUUACCAGACAAUGAUAGAAUGAUUCAAACAGUGUCAAUAUAUAUAUAAAUUAAUGAAUAAAUAAAUAA